AUGGCCGCCGAAGCAUCACAACCACCGCCAACAUCAGCAGAAAUGAUCGAUGUUGACACAAGUGCAGACGAAGUUUUGCUGGCAGCAACGAACCACGAUCUGGAGACUUUGAAGGCCUUGUUGCGGAAGGAUCCACUCUUGGCCAAGGUCCAGGACAGCGACACCGGCUUUUCGCCACUUCAUGCAGCCAUUGCUAGUUGUGAAGCCGAGGAGGAAGACGACGAGCAGGAGCAGACGAAUGGCGAGGGCGAUGCAUUGAACAAGAAUGCGCUUGACGAGGAGGGUGCACUACAGACAGUCAAGCUGUUGUUUGAGAAUGGAGCGAUUUGGAACGAGCUUGACAAUGCGGACGAGACGCCUGGAUGUCUGGCGUUGCGACUCGGACUGCGGAGACUGUAUGAAACGAUUGUGGAUGCUGGUGUCAGGGCAGAGUUGUUGUUUGGACGGCUAGACCAGUAUGCUGCACUAGCUGGCGAUGACGAUGAAGAAGAGGACGAGGAGGAGACUGCGGCACAGGAGGACGAGGCCAUCGUAGGCUUUGAGCCUUCGCCAGUUGAGCCUCGGUCGAAGGCGCCAUGGCAGCAAAGCAACGGUACUAUCAAUGGUGGAGAGGAUGUCCAGGGGUUUGAACCAGCACCAAAUCCUUCGUACAAGAUCGACGACGAAGCACAGGCAGGAGCUGCGACCGCAGACAAGCCAUCAGAUUCCGCGGAGACGGCAGCAGAAAAGACAGCAGAACCGGUCCUUUCCAACCCCAACGUCAACAACGAAGACUAUCUCAAAUCCACCCUCACCUACUCCGGCGACCGUCUCCUCGACUCGGACAAGAACGCCGUGAUGAUGGACUGGGAGACGGAAAUCAUGAAGACCUCGGCGGACCAGCUCGCGCACAAACCAGGGCUUCGAACUAUGAAUGUCGGCCAUGGAAUGGGUAUAGUCGAUCGCAUGUUCCUCGAGAACAACCCCAGCAUGCAUCAUAUCUGCGAAGCGCAUCCAGCUGUAAUUCAAAAAUUGAAGGAGACGGGAUGGUACGAGAAGCCUAAUGUCACAGUCCACGAGGGACGAUGGCAGGAUGUCCUACCCAAACUCGUCGAGCAAGGUGUCGUACUUGAUGGCAUCUACUACGACACCUACGCAGAAGACUAUGCGGACCUGAAGGAGUUCUUCACGGAGUAUGUCAUUGCUUUGCUGGAUAAGGAUGGCAAGUUCGGAUUUUAUAAUGGCCUGGGUGCGGAUAGGCAGGUAUGCUACGAUGUCUACACCAAGGUUGUUGAGGUGGAUCUGUUCGAUGCUGGGCUGGAUAUUGAGUGGACGGAUCUGAAGGUGCCGGAUUUGAAGAGUAGGAAUGAGUGGGAUGGUGUCAGGUAUCCUUAUUGGGGUACCAUCGAUACUUAUAGACUGCCGACUUGCAAGUUCGUGGGUUGA
Messenger RNA from Recurvomyces mirabilis, 1425 nucleotides. RefSeq names its product Arginine N-methyltransferase 2 (gene RMT2). Gene Ontology annotation, molecular function: protein arginine N5-methyltransferase activity. The record is from RefSeq and is a predicted model, not a curated record. Gene Ontology annotation, biological process: peptidyl-arginine methylation. The transcript has a single exon. Bases 1 to 1425 code for a protein of 474 amino acids. Lineage: Eukaryota; Fungi; Ascomycota; Dothideomycetes; Mycosphaerellales; Teratosphaeriaceae. Gene Ontology annotation, cellular component: nucleus; cytoplasm.